AUGGAUGCGUGCUCUCGGCUGCCCUGUGGCCGCCGCCCCCUGGCCAGGCUACCUCCGGCGUUCGGCUUAGGUCUGCGGACCAUCCGCGUGGCGGCUGUGGAUGCCUGCCGCAGGUGUCGCAAAUCCGUCCACCGGCCAUGCACUCGAUCACAAGGUGGGGCAGAUGAGGCGGGGCCAUGCGGCGGCCGUGGUCGAGAGGGCGUCGAGCUGGCGCAAUCCCGGCUGUCUCCGGCGCUGGCCGCCGGCCUGUCGUUGGGAUUGCUGCUGGCAGCGGAGCCGUCAAUGGCGGGACCAUCCUCUCUCGCCCUGCAGCACUCCAACAUACUUUUCUCCGUGGCGGAUCUCGGCGGCGCGGCGGUGGGUCUGGCGAGCUUUGUUCUGAAGCCCGUCCUGGCCAUUGGUCAAAUUUUGUUCGUCAUACGGAUAGUGUUGACUUGGUAUCCGGAGGUGGAGAUGACCAAACUGCCUUGGAGCAUCGCUUGUGUUCCCACCGAACCCAUUUUGAAGCCCACCAGGGCUGUUGUGCCCCCGGCAUUUGGAGUGGACAUUUCCCCCGUUAUUUGGGUGGGCAUUCUCAGCUUCAUUAAUGAGAUCCUGUUGGGGCCGCAGGGUAUUUUUACACUUAUCGAAAAGCAAGUGUAG
Molecule: messenger RNA, 642 nt
Organism: Ostreobium quekettii
Lineage: Eukaryota; Viridiplantae; Chlorophyta; Ulvophyceae; Bryopsidales; Ostreobiaceae
Source: the annotation of a GenBank genome assembly